ACAAGCGUAAAACCUGACCCGUGUCUCAUCACCUGGUCUCAUCUUAGUGCAUCUGACCGAUAGUUGCGAUUCCUGCGAGAUUCUUCAAGCCGUCUCCUUCUAAUAACCUGUGACAUUCUUGUGUUAUUAUUUAAUUUGACGGCCCGGUCCCGUACGGAAAUAUUUGAAGCCUAUCGAUAUUUAUGCGGUACGUAUUAAAUAACCUACCUUAUUAAUUAGGACUCUUCAGCCCCUAAACCCACAAGAAAUCUAUUCGGUGGAUGGUCGAUAGUGGAUGGUGGAUUGUGGAUACUUUUAAUAUGUCGUUGUUGGCCUAUCCUCGUUCUCGGUUCACGGUUCACUCUUCACUCUUCACAUAAACCUGGCCAUUGCCGUCCAAUAUUAAUUACUUGACUCUUUUUUACCUUCGCUGACUUUUCUACUUGGAUCUUUUAGGUCUCUUCAUCGUCGACCGCAAACGAAUCUUGACUGUUUCGAGCAUAUAAGCUAACCACUGUGUUUUCCCCUUGUAAGCUAUGUCUUCUGCUGCCACGAUGCAGUCAGUCCCGGCUAUCCCCCCUCGUCCUGCGAGAGGUCAAGAGAAGGAGAAUGGCUCAACUGUACCUGCGAUCCCCCCGCGUCCCAACCGCCGUUUUAAUCGUUCCGUAUCUCCUAACCCGGAUCGAUUUGCUCCUUCACCUCUAAACGAAAGUCCAUUCCCACCCAAAGGUACCGGUGCUGCUCGACACAGUCAAACCCAUCUUGGUGAGGAACUGGAACGUCCUAUGAGCGUUGAGAUGCCCAGUGUAGGUGAAGAAGGUCGGGAGUACGCUGCAGCUAUCGAAGAGCUGGGCUCUCCGGAGGCUAGCCGUCGUUCAUCUACUUCUCCCGAACAAACCCGCACUGUUGGCGAGGACAUUAAAUUGCACGCACCGAAGCCAACAAUGCCUGCUCAGAGUGCUAAACAGCGAGUCGCUGCGGUAACUCGCACCGAUUCCGAUAAGGCCGCAACCUUUGGUCUCGGACGUCCUUCCUACGAGGAGCAGGCUUAUUCGGGCCGCAGCCUGAAGAAAAAGGCAAGUACUACGAGUCAGCUUUCCCAUCAGAGUGAACUCUUCACCGAGGAUGAGAAUGGCAUCCCUGAGAUUGGACAACGUGUACCCAUGUUAGCCAAUGCAGGUGAUGUUCAGGCACCCUCGCCUGCUCCAGCCCCGAGAGCUAUGAGUACCGACGGGACAAAGCCUGCUCGGCACCAUUCUCGAAGGACGAGUUCUCGAAAUGGGUUUAACGACCUCCCCUCUGAUGUCUAUGGCCUCCAUGGACACGGCGUUGCAUCAAAUGACAAACUUGAAAAGGCCUAUUACGAAAAGCAUCCCGACGUCCUCCAGAAGGAGCGCUACAACCAUCUCCAUGACCGUGCCCACGACUACUCAAUGAGUAGUGAAGAUCUCAACAAGAUCGUUCGGGAUACAGCCAGUCGCGGUGCUGGUUUUGGUACAUCAACAGAUUAUGUUGGGACUCCUAGCGAGCAAAUCGGUUAUCGGGCAACAGAUGAAUACACCUCACGAAUUUCAUCUCCCCAACCGCCAUCCACGGCUCCCAAGUACGACGCGAACCUCGCUUCGGCCGCAAAGGAUGAGACUGCUGAUAAUGCUAACAACGACAACGUGAUUCACGUAGACGAGCCGGACCGACGUAAGGGAUUCGCUCAAUUCGGUAAUGAGAAAUCUGCCGAGGGUGAAGGUGCCGAGGAAAUACACACCCAUCCGAUUCUAGCACCUGACGAAGUAGCUAAAGAUCCCUCUCCUUAUCAACUACAGCCUGCUGUUGAGCCUCCGUCGGAACGACAUGGCAGUGCAUACGAAAUGGAAGGACCUAAGAGUCGCCCUACAAGUAGACCUGCAAGUAUAUACAGUCCCCCACUGCCGGAAAUUCAUUCGACCCCUUUAGAGGACGUUGAAGAGUAUGAGCCAUUAUUCCCGGAAGACGAGAAGAGCGGCAAGAAACCCAAGACUCAGGCCGAAAAGUUAAAGGAGCAUCGCCAAAGAUUCCCUAGCCGUGAUAUUUGGGAAGAUGCGCCAAACAGUGUGCAUUCUACCGCAGAAGUCUCAACGCCAGAGUUGUUAGAGGCUCAGAAACAGCAAGCAUCAGCCUUAGAUGUGCCUCUGCGGGAUGGCGAAACCCCCGCCCAAGCUUUUGCACGGAGGCAAGAGGAGCUGGCCGAAAAGGAGGCCGUCACCCCUGAUAGCUUUUUAUAUCGCCAACAGAAGCCUCCGUCGUGGGUUGGAAACCAGCCGCAUUUAAUCAAGGAGAUCCACAGUCGGCCGGGCAUAGCUACUCAUAGGUUUCCCAGUAGGGAUGUCUGGGAGGAUUCACCCGAUUCUCUACAAUAUACUGCAACUGUUUCUACUCCGGAGAACAUAGAGACACGGGAUGACGAUGAUGUUGAAAAGUCGGUUGCCGACCAAACUCAGAAGCCUGCAUUGCCCUCGCGCCCUAAGAGGCAAGGGUCGGGCGAUGAUUCUACUUCGAAACCUACGAUUCCUGAUCGUCCAAAACCUCAACUCCCUAUUCGCCCUUCGAAGCCCGCUACGGAGUCUAAAGGACCAGAACAAACAGUAAAGCCGAAGCCUGCGGUGCCUGCAAGGCCAGCUGGCGGGAAGAUUGCUGCUCUUCAGGCAGGAUUUAUGUCCGAUCUCAAUAAACGUUUACAAUUAGGCCCCCAAGCCCCUAAGAAGGAAGAUCCUGCCACGCAGGAACCCACCGAGGAGAAGGAGAAGGCACCAUUAUCUGACGCGAGAAAGGGUCGCGCCAGAGGGCCUCAACGACGAGCUCCAACUAAAGCUGCUAGCCAAAGUAACCAGGAAUCUGGUCCUCCGCCGGUGUCCAACAAUCAACCUACCCUAAGCUUCUCUAUUACUCGCACCUUGUGGAGUAUAGACGAGGAGGGUACCAUGACGGUAGACGGCUUAGAGCCAGAAGCGUCACCAGAAACAGAAACAAAGCCUGGCAAGGCUACAAGUGAAGAACCCAAAGAGGCCCAACAACAAGCACCGACAGAGCAGGACAAGCAAGACGAACCGGAAGCCAAAACAGAAAACGAACUUGCAGGUUCCAAGGCAAGCGAAACGGAGAGCGAAUCUAAGACAACAGAAACAAAAGAAGAGACCAAAACACUCGCUACCAAUACUGCUGGCGAGUCCAUAUUAGAAGAGACUAUCGCGAAGGAACCGUCGGGGGACCAAGUACAAAAGGUUGAUGAGGUCAAAGACGAGGUGAUAGAAUGAUAGUAUCGCUCAAAUAUUACCGAUGAGGCCGAAUGCGAGCUUGUCGUAUUUCAUUUUUUUCCAAUCUAUUCCACAUUUCCUUUUCGGUUGAGGAGAGGUGGUGCGGAGUAAAUUUGGGAACGAGGAAUACUAUAGCAACGUAGAAAAAAAAAAAAAAAAAACCUGACGGGGGAAGGGGGGCGAAAAUUCAGAAAAAUCGUAGAACUCGACAUAUCUUUUGAAGAUGUGUCCCAUGUUGGUUUUUUUGGUCCUUGCCGGUCCGUUCCUUUUGCCGUCUUCGCUGCUUCGAAUCUUGUAGCUUUGAUUCGUUGUAGAUUUAGUAUAUUAGAUACACAUACACCAGACUUCUUUCCAGUCAGUCGUAUGGUUGCUUCCGCAUAUAUAGCAGUUGGAUGUUUCUUGAACUGUUAUUUACUUGGUUCAAGGACACAUGCGUAUUGUUGAGUAGGUAGGUAGGGAAUAAAUGAAAUAAGCUCUGAAGAUUAGGUUUGCUAGGAUUGUGGUGUUGGUUGUGGUAAGAUAACUUGUGGGUGGGUGGACUGUUAUUCAACAGUAUAUGCUUGUCACGAUGCUAGAAUCUUGGACGCCGAUUUAACCUAGGUAGAAUCACCAAAGAAAAGUCGAGAUGUCCUAUACCCUGUGGUAGGUAGGUAGAGAGGCAGACGGAACUAGGGAAUAAUACACAUGACAUAAC
This is a messenger RNA of Daldinia vernicosa, 3960 nucleotides long. Its product is annotated as altered inheritance of mitochondria protein 21. The record is from RefSeq and is a predicted model, not a curated record. The coding region runs from base 516 to 3266 and encodes 916 amino acids. The transcript is spliced from 2 exons. NCBI's taxonomy places the organism in Eukaryota, Fungi, Ascomycota, Sordariomycetes, Xylariales, Hypoxylaceae.